Ornithodoros turicata is the source of this 596-nucleotide messenger RNA. RefSeq lists its product as uncharacterized. The record is from RefSeq and is a predicted model, not a curated record. Bases 37 to 495 code for a protein of 152 amino acids. Lineage: Eukaryota; Metazoa; Arthropoda; Arachnida; Ixodida; Argasidae. The transcript is spliced from 3 exons.
GCAAGCGGAGCGUCCGACUUUCCGCUGCUGCUGAUUAUGGAGUUUCCCCCUAAGAAUCCAACGCCCGUUAGUAACAGGUAUUGUUCAGUGCCUCAGUGCAACAGCAAGGCAUCAAAGGACAGAGAGGUGGCAUUUCACAACUUCCCUGGGCCUGCAGAAACGUGCAUUCGGAACGGUCAGACUGUAAACCGGCGGAACGAAUGGGUUCGCGUUUUACGGAUCGGGAAGAAGGUCUCCAAAGCUAUGCUCGUCUGUUCAAAACAUUUCAGGAAGGAGGACUACUUCUUUCCAGAUCUCCACAGCCAGAAGCGACGCUUGAAGAAGGCGGUAGUGCCUUCUGAGAAUCUGCCAGUUCUCUCAACUCAUGAUGCCAAGAAGGAACAGUUGAAGACAGAACGGAAGGAACAGCGUGAGCAGAGACUCCUCCAAAGGCAAAAGAGGCAUGAAUCCUGUCAGCCCAUGGAAAUAAUGCUCCUUCAACCUGAUUCAGUCUAAGCCUUUUCUGUCUCUACAUUUCUUCACUUCUGGCUCGAAUUCACAAUUGCUUGGUAUAACUCAGUUAGUCGCAAAUAUAUACUGUAAGUUCGUGAAUGGAA